AUGGCGACGGGUUUGUCGGAGCACCAUAACAUGGUGUGGGAAGUGAAGACAAAUCAGAUGCCUAAUGCAGUACAGAAACUCCUGUUGGUAAUGGAUAAGAGAGCUUCAGGAAUGAAUGACUCAUUGGAGUUGCUGCAGUGUAAAGAAAACUUGCCAUCCUCACCCGGCUAUAACUCCUGUGAUGAGCACAUGGAGCUUGAUGACCUUCCUGAACUUCAGGCUGUUCAAAGUGAUCCUACCCAAUCUGCCAUAUACCAGCUAAAUUCAGAUGUUUCACAUCAAGAAUAUCCAAGACCAUCUUGGAACCAAAAUACCUCAGACAUAUCAGAAAGUACUUAUCGUGAAAAUGAGGUGGAUUGGCUAACAGAAUUAGCAAAUAUUGCCACCAGUCCACAAAGUCCACUUAUGCAGUGCUCAUUUUACAACAGAUCAUCUCCUGUACACAUCAUAGCUACUAGCAAAAGUUUACAUUCCUAUGCACGCCCUCCACCAGUGUCCUCCUCUUCGAAGAGUGAGCCAGCCUUCCCUCACCACUGGAAGGAGGAAACACCUGUCAGACAUGAAAGGGCAAAUAGUGAGUCAGAAUCUGGCAUUUUCUGCAUGUCCUCCCUCUCAGAUGAUGAUGAUUUGGGAUGGUGCAAUUCCUGGCCUUCAACUGCUUGGCACUGUUUUUUGAAAGGCACACGACUAUGCUUUCAUAAGGGAAGCAAUAAGGAGUGGCAGGAUGUUGAAGAUUUUGCUAGAGCUGAAGGCUGUGAUAAUGAGGAAGAUCUCCAAAUGGGCACUCACAAGGGCUAUGGUUCCGAUGGUCUGAAGUUGUUAUCACAUGAAGAAAGUGUAUCAUUUGGCGAAUCUGUCCUGAAGUUAACUUUUGAUCCUGGUACAGUAGAAGAUGGUUUGCUGACUGUAGAGUGUAAGCUGGACCACCCUUUCUAUGUUAAAAAUAAAGGUUGGUCAUCGUUUUAUCCAAGUUUGACUGUGGUACAGCAUGGCAUUCCAUGUUGUGAAAUUCAUAUUGGUGAUGUAUGUCUACCUCCUGGACACCCCGAUGCCAUUAAUUUUGAUGAUUCAGGUGUUUUUGAUACAUUUAAAAGCUAUGACUUCACACCUAUGGAUUCUUCCGCGGUCUAUGUGCUAAGUAGCAUGGCUCGUCAGCGUCGUGCAUCUCUGUCAUGUGGAGGACCUGGAGGUCAAGACUUCGCAAGAUCUGGAUUCAGUAAAAACUGUGGCUCCCCUGGAUCAUCACAGCUCUCUUCCAGUUCUUUGUAUGCUAAAGCUGUCAAAAACCACAGCUCAGGGACUGUGAGUGCCACUUCUCCUAACAAGUGCAAAAGACCAAUGAAUGCCUUCAUGCUUUUUGCCAAAAAAUACAGAGUUGAAUAUACUCAGAUGUAUCCAGGGAAAGACAACAGAGCCAUAAGUGUGAUCCUUGGUGACAGGUGGAAGAAAAUGAAGAAUGAAGAGAGAAGGAUGUAUACAUUAGAAGCAAAGGCUUUGGCUGAAGAACAAAAACGUUUAAAUCCUGACUGUUGGAAAAGGAAAAGAACCAAUUCAGGCUCACAGCAACAUUAA
Molecule: messenger RNA, 1572 nt
Organism: Pipistrellus nathusii (Nathusius's pipistrelle)
Lineage: Eukaryota; Metazoa; Chordata; Mammalia; Chiroptera; Vespertilionidae
Source: the annotation of a GenBank genome assembly